AUGGCUAGCACGGCGGCGUCGAAGAAGGCGGCGAACCGGCUGGUGGUGGAGGAGGCCGCCACCAACGACGACAACUCCGUGUGCAACCUCCACCCGGCCACAAUGGAGAAGCUCUCCAUAUUCCAGGGCGACAUCGUGCUGCUCAAGGGCAAACGCCGCCACAACACGGUCUGCAUGGCACUGCCCGACGACACCUGCGAGGGGCACAAGCUCAGGAUCAACAAGGUGGCCCGCUCCAACCUGCGCGUGCACAUCGCCGACGUCGUGUCCGUGCACCUGUGCCACGACGCCAAGUUCGGCAAGCGCGUGCACAUCCUCCCUCUGGACGACACCGUCGAGGGCAUCACGGGCAACCUCUUCGACGCCUACCUCAAGCCCUACUUCGUGGACGCCUUCCGCCCGGUCCACAAGGGCGACCUCUUCCUCGUGCGCGGCGGCAUGCGGAGCGUCGAGUUCAAGGUCAUGGAGAUCGACCCCGUGGCGGACUACUGCGUCGUGGCGCCCGACACGGAGAUAUUCUGCGAGGGCGAGCCCGUCAAGCGGGAGGACGAGGAGAGGCUGGACGAUGUCGGCUACCACGACGUGGGUGGCAUGGGGAAACCGUUGACUCUGAUCAGGGAGCUCGUCGAGUUGCCACUCAGGCAUCCGCAGCUUUUCAAGUCCAUUGGCGUCAAGCCUCCCAGGGGCAUCCUCCUCUACGGCCCUCCCGGGUCGGGCAAGACUCUGAUCGCCCGUGCGGUGGCCAACGAGACCGGGGCCUUCUUCUUCCUCAUCAACGGCCCGGAGAUAAUGUCCAAGAUGGCCGGAGAGAGCGAGAGCAACCUGAGGAAGGCCUUCGAGGAGGCCGAGAAGAACGCGCCCUCCAUCAUCUUCAUCGACGAGAUCGACUCCAUCGCUCCUAACAGGGAGAAGACUCACGGCGAGGUUGAGAGGCGCAUCGUCUCCCAGCUGCUGACUCUGAUGGACGGCAUGAAAGCCCGCGCGCACGUCAUUGUCAUGGGCGCCACAAACCGUCCCAACAGCAUCGACCCCGCCUUGAGGCGCUUCGGGAGGUUCGAUCGUGAGAUCGACAUUGGCGUGCCGGACGAGGUCGGGCGUCUCGAAGUGCUCCGCAUCCAUACCAAGAACAUGAAGCUGGACGAGGACGUCAACCUUGAGGUGGUUGCCAAGGAUACGCACGGCUACGUCGGCGCCGACUUGGCCGCGCUCUGCACUGAGGCGGCGCUGCAGUGCAUCAGGGAGAAGAUGGACGUGAUCGACUUAGAGGACGAUACCAUUGAUGCCGAGAUCUUGAACUCCAUGGCCGUCACCAAUGACCACCUUAAGACGGCUCUCGUCGGCACCAACCCCCUCGACGGCGUCAAGAGGGAGCUGCAAGAGACCGUUCAGUACCCGGUGGAGCACCCGGAGAAAUUCGAAAAGUUCGGCAUGUCACCGUCCAAGGGCGUCCUCUUCUACGGGCCACCGGGAUGUGGCAAGACCUUGUUGGCGAAGGCGAUCGCCAAUGAGUGCCAGGCCAACUUCAUCAGCAUCAAGGGGCCAGAGCUGCUCACCAUGUGGUUCGGCGAGAGCGAGGCCAACGUGCGCGAGAUCUUCGACAAGGCGCGUCAGUCUGCGCCGUGCGUGCUCUUCUUCGACGAGCUGGACUCCAUCGCUACCCAAAGGGGCGGCAGAGUGGGCGACGCCGGUGGCGCGGCGGACAGGGUCCUGAACCAGCUGCUCACUGAGAUGGACGGCAUGAACGCCAAGAAGACUAUCUUCAAGGCCUGCCUCCGGAAGUCUCCCGUGGCCAAGGACGUCGACCUCGGUGCACUCGCUAGGUUCACCGCCGGCUUCAGCGGCGCCGAUAUCACAGAGAUCUGCCAGAGGGCGUGCAAGUACGCCAUCAGAGAAGACAUUGAAAAGGACAUGGAGAGGCAGAGGAUGGGGAAAGACACCAUGGAGGUGGACGGCGGUCAGGAAGACGAGGUGGCUCAGAUUAAGGCGUCUCACUUCGAGGAGUCGAUGAGGUACGCGAGGCGGAGCGUGAGCGAUGCUGACAUCAGGAAGUACCAGGCGUUCGCGCAGACGCUGCAACAGUCUAGGGGGUUCGGCACCGAGUUCCGCUUCCCAGCGCAGCCACAGGCGGCAGAAGCUGCUGUCCACACCUCCGUGGCAGCUGCUGCUGAUGAGGAUGAAGACGAUCUUUACAAGUGA
Molecule: messenger RNA, 2196 nt
Organism: Triticum turgidum subsp. durum (durum wheat)
Lineage: Eukaryota; Viridiplantae; Streptophyta; Magnoliopsida; Poales; Poaceae
Source: the annotation of a GenBank genome assembly